UUCUGUGCAGAUGGGGAGUAUAACUCCAUGGCAACGGCCUUCUUCAACACUCCUGAGAGAAGUGUGCGCAGUCUCUUCCACAACCAGCCAGGAACCUACAACCCAUUGACCCUGGGUUUGUUCACCCUGACUUAUUUCUUCCUGGCGUGUUGGACGUACGGCCUGGCGGUGUCCGCUGGAGUCUUCAUCCCAUCUCUGCUAAUAGGAGCAGCCUGGGGAAGACUGUGUGGGAUACUGUUGGCCUCCAUCACAUCUACUGGCUCGAUCUGGGCAGACCCUGGUAAAUAUGCCCUGAUUGGAGCUGCAGCUCAGUUAGGUGGCAUUGUGAGGAUGACUCUCAGUUUGACUGUCAUCAUGGUGGAGGCUACAGGAAAUGUCACAUAUGGUCUUCCUAUCAUGCUCGUCCUCAUGACUGCCAAGAUAGUGGGAGACUAUUUUGUGGAGGGUCUGUAUGAUAUCCACAUCAAGCUGCAGAGUGUUCCCUUCCUGCACUGGGAGGCUCCUGCCACCUCCCACUGGUUGACCGCCAGAGAGGUGAUGAGUUCUCCAGUCACCUGUUUGAACAGGAUAGAGAAGGUGGGAACCAUCGUGGACACCCUUAGCAACACGUCCACCAAUCACAACGGCUUCCCAGUCGUCGUGCAGGUCACUGCUGGUGAUGAGCCAGCGAAGCUCUGCGGCCUCAUCCUCCGCUCUCAGCUCAUCGUUCUCCUCAAGCACAAGGUGUUUGUGGAGUUGGCCCGGUCCCGGCUGACGCAGAGGAAGCUCCAGCUGAAGGACUUCAGGGACGCCUAUCCCCGCUUCCCCCCGAUCCAGAGCAUUCACGUCUCCCAGGACGAGAGGGAGUGUAUGAUGGACCUCACGGAGUUCAUGAACGCAACGCCUUACACUGUACCACAGGAAACAUCUCUGCCUCGUGUGUUUAAGCUGUUCAGAGCGCUGGGCCUCAGACACCUGGUCGUGGUGGAUGAUGAAAACAGGGUGAUUGGACUUGUGACCAGAAAAGACUUGGCCAGAUAUCACAUGGGCAAACAUGGACUGGAAGAACUUCAGCUGGCCCAGACAUAGUACACUUACACACACACUCACACUCUUACACUCUUACACACUUGAACUAUGACCACCUGAUGCCUCAUAAGCUCUAUGCAGGACACCAUCGAGGGCCAAGAGGUCUCCCUUAUUCUUUGAUGCCAAAAUGGUCACCGUGACGACACAAGGAAACCCCCAUAUACAGGUCUGUUGGGUUAUUAACGAAAGACACUUUUAAUGUAAAACUGCUCCUGGUGUAAAACAUUUGAAGAAAAAAACAGCUCCCCCUGAUCUUUGUGAAAUGUUUUAUCUUGAAAGGAUUCUUGAACUUCCUUUUCUUUCGGUCGUAUAGAAAGUAAUGUAUAAUGAACAGAAAAGAAAAAAUGCCUUAUUGGAGGAUUUUUCCUGCGCUUUACACUUUCACAGACCUCACCCCCAGACACUUAAUGUACGGGUCAACAAAGCCAGAACAACAGGAGAUUUUCAAAAUAAAAUUAAACAGUCACUGCCAGCUUGAGGAGAGGAAGUCCCAGUGAGAAGAACUGAUUUGAUCUGUGUUGGCUGGUACACGGAAAACCCGCUGCUUUUUAUUCGCAAAAACAUUAUAACAUUCAGUAUGUCACUGUCUGUUCUAAAGCCCUGUUUGCACGGGACUGGUAUUACGGGCUGUCUUCGGGAUUUAGAAAUUAACUCCCACAUCUGCACAUCUGGGUUUUGUGUAGAGUUGUUCCUUUACCAAUAUCGGAAAUGCCUUCGAUGUUGCUUACAAUGCUGGCUCUGGUAUUGGCGAGUAGGGAUGAGCGAGUUCACCAUUAUGUGUAUCUGUUCAACCAACUAAUUGGUAUCUGUAUCUGUACUCGGAAAUGGUGGGAUUUAACCAGAAGUGGGUGUGGCUAAAACUGGAAAUGGGUGGGACUGAACCAGAAGUUGCUAUUGAAGCCUGAAAUUGAUCAGAAGUUGCUGUAUUAAUUAUUUAUCAGAAAACUAUUUACAGAAUCAUCUCAGGAUUGAGCUUUAUUGACGAUUUUCCUUCAUUGCAGAUAUUGACACAUUUUACUCGGUUGAUACUCAUAAAAAAGUGUAUUAUCUGUACCGAAUACGCUAUUUAUCCGAGAACUCAGCUCAACCCAAUCAGCAAGUACACAAGUUUAUGCAUCGAUCCGAUACAGGGUGAUUUAAUAAGGAACUUGUAUAAGCAGCAGUUUUCGUGGAAAUCAGUUCUCUUCGCGGUUCCAAAACAGUAGCCUAAACAGCAAGAUGCACUGUUCAGCCGCUGGCAACUAUGAUGCAAUGAAGAUGAAUUGAUUUCCAGUGAAUAGUUUAACGUUGACUUCACAAUGUCAGCAACUUGGCAAUAUUUUACACUGGAAAGUCCCACUAGUUUUAGGGUUUAACCUGAGCCGUACCAUACAACAAUGCCAGCAAUAAUUUUGCAUCCAUACAGGGUUAGUAGUGGUACUUGUUACUGACCAAUACAGUGUCAAGUAUCAGAAUUUGUAAUGGGAAAAAAAAAAGGUGUAGCUUUGUGAGGCAUAUUCACACGGUAUAAGCGAAAUACUGUAGGUAUUUUACUCAAGUUUACUAGCAUUAUUCCCCAAAUAUGAUGAGCAUGCUCAUUUGCAACUCCACUUAGCACAACAAACACUACACACACCGCUAGCAGUGAUUUACAGCAUUUCCUCCUUCAUUCAUUUCUUUUUUAAAUGUGGGUUACAAAAACAGAACCGAUUCUGCCACCUCCUGCUCCUGAAUACUGUCACAGCUUUCAUUUUGAAUCACACAGUCUACAUAACUUUACAUAAAAAGAGGCAGAAACGAGGCGCGGAGGAAACAAAAACCCAAGAUGUGACCCCAGCGGGACUUAUUUUAUCACAUGACCUCUGUGUUUGGAGAAAUAACUUGGUAAUUUGCAGAAGAUUUUUUACUUGACAAAUCAAUUAACACAAAUUACUAGAAAAUAUUUCAGUGACCUGAAAACAGGAAGUUACACAAUACAGUAACAACCAUAAACAGGAACCACAACCUUUAGACAUUUAAAUAGAUGUGGCAGGUUAUGACAGAUUCAAGUUAGCAGUGUGUCAUGAGUAUACAACAGUGGUUCCCACCUGGUCCAGCCAUGAGGUCCAGAUUUCUCCUUAGUCAUUAGUUCAAGGUCCACACAGUUUAAUAUAUUUCAGCAUCAUAUUUGUGUUUGGCGAUGUCGUCAAGCUGGUUUGCUGUCUCUGUCAAGUAGCUGUCAGUCACUCACUCAUUCUACAGGUGGACAUGGCACUUCAGAAUAAAAGCUCUGUGCCGGAAAUUCACUGUACUUAAAAAUAAAGUGUGUUUUUUUUGUUUUGUUUUUUUUGUUUGUUUUUUUUACAAACUUGACAUGUUUGCGGGUCACUUGUGGUCCAUUCAGAAUGGACCCACGACCCACUUUUGGACAAAAACCUGUGAAUCCCGUGCAAAUAGGGCUUGAUCAUGUCUCCUCAACAUCCUGUAGACGGUCUGCAGUGAUACAUUAUAGUCAUUGAUGAAUGACAUGUUUUCAGAUAAUUCAGAUGGAUGAUUUUUACGUCUCAUUAUUGAACGUAAUGAGACAUUUACGCUGGUUUGCUUUGAAAACCUGAUUUUAAGCGAGUGCUCAUAUUCAAGAGUCGGUUUGUGACGUCACUGACCCUGUGAGGUCGUCUUUGUUGGUGCCAAAAUAGUUUAUAUUUUCCAAUUUUUGUGUAGUUUUGCACUGAGCGAAUGCUGUUAUUUAUUGUUAGUGUUUGAUAUUUUAAGUGUCUGGUUUGGGCUCAUGUGGGGUCAGUUUGGAUUUGAGAUGCUUUCACGAGUGUGCUUUGAAGAAGGGUUAUUACAUGAAGAUACACAUCCUUCCUUCCCUCUUCUGUCAGCUUUACCGAGUAUAUAUAUAUUUGUACUACUGUCAGUGAAAAUGGACUAAUGCUCACAGGUACAUCCUUUCUAACACCUCCAGACGUCUGCACUUUGCCUACUACUGAAAACAAAGUCCCCUUUUGUUGAGAAAUACACACAAGUGUCCCUCAUGAAACUCUAUAUGAAUGUAAACCGUUGUUUACCACAAAGCCUCUGUUCAAACUAAUCAAGUUAAUCCUACGUUACUCGAGUCAGCACACACAACACAGAUUUAUAGUUAUUUAAUUUUUGAAUUUGUAAAUCUAACAUUUCUUCAAUGAUCAGUGUUAUUUCUUUCUCUCUGUGCACGUCAGAGGUUUUACUCUUUGAUUUUGUCUCAUUUGUGGUCUUUGUUCUGUUGUACUGUUCUAGAUGUUUAAAUAUAGACUAAGCUCUAUUUUAUAACCACUGGAUGAACCUUUUUGUGAAUGAAUAAAGUUGAAAUUUAUCUAUUGUUA
Molecule: messenger RNA, 4391 nt
Organism: Epinephelus lanceolatus (giant grouper)
Lineage: Eukaryota; Metazoa; Chordata; Actinopteri; Perciformes; Serranidae
Source: RefSeq, a predicted model, not a curated record